CUGCAGACGAAGUGUCUGAAGGACUAUUUGAGAGACAUUGCCGAUGCUGAGAAGGUGAAGUACAUUCUGAACGCUUCCCAUCAAGUAGUUCGGAUUACCGAAGUCUUGGCACAGUUGGGUGAAGAAGUUGGUAACGGAGCAGAUGGAAGUCGUGACAUAUCUAGCAAUGUCACCCACAGCGGAGACAUUGCUGCCAUGCAACACAUAAGGUUCACAGCAAUGCGCAUCGCUGUUGUUACUUGUAAGGUGAAGCCGCCAUCAGCCGAUCAGCUCGAAGUGGACGUGGAGAGCAGUUCCCGUCGUGUGCCAUCCGUACCACCACCUCAUGACGACUUCUUGCGUGAACUUGUCCAGUUGGCAGCAUUCCAUGGGAAAUCAAGACAGGAAGUCUUGGAUGUCGUCGAUUCCUUGAGUGAUGAGUACUUCACUCGAAAAAUGAACAAUCUAGCUUUUACGGAAACUACUCCCCCUCCUACUGUAAUAUCCCCACGGAAUUCAGUGCAGUCAUACACACCAUCGUCACAAUUGCCGUCUCCUAGUGGGCCAACUACUCCGAUUCCAUACAAUAAUAUUUAUAGCAAAUUCGAAUACGUGUGA
This is a messenger RNA of Haemonchus placei, 597 nucleotides long. The record is from the annotation of a GenBank genome assembly. NCBI's taxonomy places the organism in Eukaryota, Metazoa, Nematoda, Chromadorea, Rhabditida, Trichostrongylidae.